AUGAUCGCUCGCAUCCCGUACCCCGUCACGCAACCCAAGUUCUACGCUGUUGCCAGUGAGGUUGCCACGAUGGCCUUCCUCCGUGCCCAUGACCUGCCCGUUCCCAAGGUGUACGGCUACUCUCCUACGUCAGACAAUGCUGCGAAGACCGAGUACAUCUUCAUGGAGUUCGUGAAGGGUACGAAGCUCACCGACCUGUGGAUGCAGUUAAAGGAAACGGAUCUCGCCUCCGUCUUGCGUCAGCUUGUUAAGCUCGAGUCCCACAUCAUGUCGAUCCCCUUCCCGGCUGGUGGAAGCCUUUACUUCGUCGAUGACUUGGAAAAGGUAGCAGGGGAGAAGACGGGCAUCCAGAUGUCGCUCAAGGGCAAACACUUCUGUAUCGGUCCAGAUGUCAGGUUGCAUAUGUGGUAUGGGAGGAGAUCGCAUCUCGAUGUGAACCGAGGACCCUACGAAAACGCAGAGGCAGCACUCGCAGCAGCCGCACGCAAGGAGAUAGCGUACCUGGAACGUUUUGGUCAACCUCUGCUCCCGUUCCAGCGCGGGAGAAGGGAGGCGUACAAGUACGAGAAGCAGUCGCCUCUGGACCACAGCAAGAAUCUCCAACGCUACCUUCUCAUGGCCUCUUCGCUCAUUCCCAACAACCGAUCCCUCCGAGCAUUCUGCAUCCGUCAUCCUGAUCUCCAGCCGAGCAACAUCAUGGUGUCAACCUCGCCAGACUCUGGUCAGCUGGAGAUUAUAGGCCUGCUCGACUGGCAACAUGCUCCCAUCCUGCCCCGCUUCCUCCUCGCUGGUAUACCAGAUCGACUUCAGAACUACGAUGACCCGGACUCGCGGAACCUCAUCCCACCGUCAUUUUCACUGAAUGCAGACAAUAUGGAAGAAUCCGAGCUGAUGGAAGCCGUUGGACUCCACCACGCCCGUCUCGUCCACUUCCACUACGCCAAGGGCACGGAGGAGCUCAACAAUCUUCACCAUGACGCCCUAUCGGACUCGGCGUCUAUCUUCAUCCGUCGCCUCUUCUACCAAGCUGGUGCUCCCUGGGAGGCUGAGACCCAUGACCUCAAGGCUCUGCUAGUCGAGGUGACUGAGAAGUGGGGGGAGCUUGCGGGGGCAGGCGUUCCGUGCCCCGUCGAGUUCGAGCCUGACGACGUGAGCAGGACGAAGGCAUUUAGUGAGAGGCUGCAGCUGGCCGACGAGAACAUCCAGAACAUACGAGGCAUGAUCGGUUUCGAGACGGAGACGUGGGUCCCUAGCGACCAAUACAGGAAAGCCAAGUCUCUCGCCGAGCUGGUGAAGCUGAAGGUUUUGAUGGAGAUUCCGAAGGGAGAGCUCCGAGACAAGACUGAGGCGAAUUGGUUCUUGGACAAUAUGGACGAGGAGGAUUACAUGUAGUUUGUGGUUCGCUACACCGCCAGGACCUCCUUCAGGGUCAUCUCAGCUUCCAGCAGAUGAUACAGGAGUCGUUCGAGACUCACAC
Heterobasidion irregulare TC 32-1 is the source of this 1477-nucleotide messenger RNA. RefSeq lists its product as uncharacterized. NCBI's taxonomy places the organism in Eukaryota, Fungi, Basidiomycota, Agaricomycetes, Russulales, Bondarzewiaceae. The transcript is spliced from 2 exons. Gene Ontology annotation, cellular component: mitochondrion. The record is from RefSeq and is a predicted model, not a curated record. The coding region runs from base 1 to 1392 and encodes 463 amino acids.